GAGAAACAGACGACAGACCCGGCACCCGUUCGCGUUCGCUUUGCUGAUAUCAUACGCAGUGCUGCUCCCUCGAUCACAGCCCGAUUCGACCUUGUCUGUUCGCUGCUGGUCUUCACCCCACUGCCCCCCUUUUUUUGUCUUCCUCCCGAGGUUUAUCUAUCCGUUCGCCUGUAUCGGAUUCACAAUAAUUAUAGCAACCAGCCUGGCGUCUCUCCGACGAUCGUCGAGCGGAAUCGGAGGCGGAGAAGAGAAGGCCAAUUUGCAGCCAAGCAAAGUGGAUAAUAAUAAUGCUUCUGUCGUCACCAGCCCGGUGAUGGGUAGUGUCAGACAUUCUUCUGGCGCGGCCAGGGACGAUGGCCUGGGUUACGCCAGAAAGCGCAGCGCCGUGGCUGCAGGACUCGAUAGUUCUCCUGGAAGUAUCGAGGACACAGAAGAGGCAGAGGCCCGCGAAGAGAAAAAGAGACAACCGGUGAAGCGGGCCUGCAAUGAGUGUCGACAGCAGAAGCUUCGAUGCGACGUGAUUCAAGAUCCCUAUACCAAUUGUUCCCGUUGCCGUCGUCUAAAACUCGAGUGUAAAAUCGAAUCCAACUUCAAACGGAUUGGAAAACGCAGUCGCAAUGCCGAGAUGGAACGGGAGAUCAUUGAACUGCGGAAGCAGAUUGCCAAUGCUCAAGCGAAUGCUGCCACAUCUUCAAGUCAUCAGCAACAGCCUCUCCCGCCCGUGCAAUUGACCCCGAAACAAGACUCGCACCAAGUGAGCCCCGUGGGUGUCUAUCAUACGCCUUCUGCCAUGUCUGCAGAUCAUUGCAUGGUUUCCUCUCAUGAAGCUGUCGCGUCGCUACUUGAUCUGCGCUCUGGUUUCGACGGAUCCAGCUAUUUGAGAAAUGGUCCUCAACUCAAGCGACUUGAAGACGUUAUUGUUCCGACGGAUAGGGUAACGGAGUUGUUCGAUCUCUUUUUCGUUUUCUACCAUCCAUUUCUCCCUUUCCUUGAUCGUGACAAGCCCCCGGAGGACUACUAUAAUCUCUCGCCUCUACUCUUUUGGACCAUAAUCAGUGUAGGUGCGCGACGAUAUCAGCCCGACACCCACCUCUUAAACUCCCUGGCUGGCCCAGUGAUGCGAUUGGUUUGGAGUACUUUGGCAGAUGUCCCACAAAGUUAUCAUGUGUUGAAGGCACUCUGCCUACUUUGCACAUGGCCGUUUCCCACAAGCAGCACGUCCACAGACCCUACAUUCAUGCUGUGUGGGAUGAUGAUGCAAGUUUCCAUGCAGCUUGGCCUUCAUCGGCCUUCUCAUGUUCAGGAUUUUAGUAAAUUCCGGAUGGAGCUCAUGGAGGGAGAACUGAGAGACAAGGUCCGGACUUGGGCUGUCUGUAACAUUGUCGCCCAACGUGUUGCUACCGGGAAUGGACAACCACCGUCCACGCUAUACGAUUGGACACUGUGCUCAGCGGGGCUGGCGGACACGAAUUUUAAGCUCCCCGAGGUCACCAAGGCUAGACUCGAGAUCGAAAAAUUCUGCAAUAAUGUAAACAAGGCGCUCUACUCGAAUGGGCGGGACCCGGUUGGGUUAUGCAGCGAUAAAGAAAGGUCAACGAUGAUAUCGUUUCUUUCGAAAGAUUUUAAUGAGCUCGAGGAUACCGUGAAACCGCAGCAUGAUCGUAUCACUGACCUCUAUCUUCGCGCUGCCCAUGUCCACCUACACCUUUCAGCCUUCUUCGACGACCCAACUGCCAAAGAUUAUCGUGAGCGUCUUCUGUCCUUGUAUGUCGCGACUACAUCAUUUCUUGAAGCUGCCAUGAAUCUGGAAACAGAGGUUGGCCCGGGAUUGCCCUACACUCCGUAUUACAUAUACCAGAUGAUGGUUGCAGGAGGUUGCACCCUGUUGAAACUGUGCAAGAGCUUUUUCGCGGCCCAUAUCAACAUGGAUUAUGCUAAGGAUCUGUUCAACCGAACUAUAUGGGCUAUCCGGAGGGUUUCCGUAUCCAGCAAUGACCUGCCUGAACGAUUGGCGGAAGUACUGGCCCAAAUGUGGAGACUAGGAGGCACGCCGCCUCAGCGUCCCGCUGGAGGCCAGAAUUCGGACGUUGAUGACUCUCUACGGUUGAAAGUUAGAUGCCGUAUGAGCAUGUCUCUUCUCUUCGAUUCGGUGUGGCGGUGGCGAGAGGAUGCGCGGACUAAGGGCAGAAACAUUGAAGCCUACCUUAGAAAUCCGACCAACCCAGACUAUGAUUCUUCGUCGGCUUCUUCUGUUGCCGCUGCCGCGCGCACAGGAAAUUCUACUCCCGGGGUUGUAGGGCGAGACCCAAGUCUGGCACCUACGCCGGUGCUACCGCAGGCCAGCCUUACAAUACAAGCGUCGACGGAAGGAGUUGGUGCUCCUAUAUCGAACAGCUUCAUAGAACCCAAUUAUGAAGUUUUCGACCCAUUAAAUUGGCUACUGGAUGGACUGGUUGAUUUCCCGCUUUCGUACCCGACAGUUGGAAUGGAGGCGCAAGGAAUGGUAUAGAUAUCUAAUGCUCAGCUUCUUUCUAGUUGCGUUAAUAAGCUUUUACGGCCUCGUCAUGAGCGGAAUUCUUCUUCUUUGCAGCAUAUAUGGAGGUUUUCCUGAUUUCACUGUUACUUAUGGGCUGGGAUUGACAACCGUGAUGCCUUCUGGGAUUUGAUUUGGCAGGCGUCACGGAUAUUCCCUUGAUGAAUCAAUCUCUUGUUUCUAAUGAAUAAUGUGGCUUGAGCGUGUCCUAUCUGUCCUUGUUUUGUAACGAGUCUGAAUCUAUAGCAUCUGUCGCUAAUAACUAGACAAUGAAUAGCAUUAUAA
This is a messenger RNA of Monascus purpureus, 2818 nucleotides long. Lineage: Eukaryota; Fungi; Ascomycota; Eurotiomycetes; Eurotiales; Aspergillaceae. The record is from the annotation of a GenBank genome assembly.